Molecule: messenger RNA, 2336 nt
Organism: Synchiropus splendidus (mandarinfish)
Lineage: Eukaryota; Metazoa; Chordata; Actinopteri; Syngnathiformes; Callionymidae
Product: synembryn-A
Exons: 14
Coding region: 157-2214 (685 amino acids)
Biological process (GO): G protein-coupled receptor signaling pathway
Cellular component (GO): cytoplasm; plasma membrane
Molecular function (GO): guanyl-nucleotide exchange factor activity; G-protein alpha-subunit binding
Source: RefSeq, a predicted model, not a curated record
GGGAGAGUUAGGCUUAGGGUAUGAGAGUGCAUAUGAGCAGAGCAGACUGAAGGGUUGCACUCUGCUGCCGACAUAUCUGGACGAAAGAGAACCAACAAGCAGAGACCGUCGAGAGACAGAGUGAAUAGCUCAAGUGCUGCUCUGCCUGGCCGUAGCAUGGACGUGGACGUGGAAGGGAUUAUUCGCUGUAUUGGGCAGGCUGAUGAGAGCGGGGUUCUAGUGAAACUGCAGCACUUUAACUCACAGUUUGCUCAGUGCUUCUUCUUCGAUGUGGAGGAGAAGGAGAGAAGAAAACGAAAGAAACUGGAAGAGUUCAGGAGGAGUAAAGUGAAGCAGUGUGCCGAUUCUGACUCUGACUGUGAUGAAUAUGACCCAGAUGAUCGAAGCCUCAUCCUGCGACAGACUUUAGCUGUUGUCCUCAUGAGGUUCAUAAGAUCCGGGAUCAAAAGUCGUCUGCUGAGAGUGUCUCUUCGCACCUUGAGGAUUCUGUCCAGGGACAAGAAGGUUCUGGGGCCUUUGGUGAGCGACAAUGCUCUCCUGACCCUCGCAAAGCUGGCUGGUCUGGCCACCUGUGAGGAGUGCGGUGAAGCGAGUGACCCCGAGUCCGAGUUCUACAACAAUAUCAUAUCGUCUCUCGCUGAGUUACCUCAGCGUCACACUGAUGACGUGGAGAGUGACGGCGAAGCCAGUGAUCCGAAUGAAGACGGUUCUGCUUUUGAAGAUGACAUCAAGAGUGACGCAAGUGUUGCCGACAGCAGCGAUCAGGGCAGCCUCAAGUGGCUCGGGAGCCACAGGCCAAGCAUCAACGAAAUGCAUAAGCAGAACCUCCAUCACAAGGUGUUGGAGCGAGGGAGGAAAGACCGACGCGAGAGCAAGAUGGCGGAGGAGGAGGAAGAGGAACUCGGGGAAGAGGCCCAAAGAAAAGAGGCCCUGAAAGUGCUGUGUAAUGUGGUUUACAAUAGCAGCUGGGCACAGGAGCGGUUCAGUGCUCUCAGCCUCCUGAGUGGCCUGAGAGAGCGCCUCCUCUUCAGCAGCAGUGGCUCACCACGCUCCAGUGUCCAGUUCUACGAGCUGCGACUCAUGUUCCUCAUCACCGCGCUGCGAGCGGAGCUCAGCACUCAGCUGCAGCAGGAGGGAGGUGUCUCCAUCCUCACAGCAGCUCUGGAGAACACUCUGGACGUCCAGUCGACGGAGCCAAACCAGCGUGUGCUGUGUCCGGCUGCACAGCCCAUUUCUCUGGAGGCAUCUCAGCAGGCGAUAGAGAUCCUGAAAAUCCUCUUCAACAUCACCCACAGCAGCCACAGAAAGGAGCCGAGUGACGCUGAUGCAGCUCUAUACCGACACCUGGUGGGUAUUUUGCGCCUCUGCCUGUUGAGAAAGUGCACGCUGGAGGAGGACACCGAUGAGCUGCAAGGUCACACGGUCAACCUGCUGUCAGCCAUCCCUCUGCAGUGUCUGGACGUGCUGCUCAUGGCUCCUCUGGAGCCCAGCUCGGAGCAGCAGCUCGGCAUCAACAUGGACUGCGUCCACACCCUGCUCGUCUUCAUGGAACGGCGACUUGAGGCGGGAGACAAGGUGAAGGAGAAGCUGACACCAAUCCUCAAUCUCCUGACGGAGAGCUGCCGUGCCCACAGAGAGACGCGCCACUACAUCAGGACUCAUAUCCUGCCGCCCCUGAGAGACGUAUCACAGAGGCCAGAGGAAGGAUCCACCGUCAAGAGUCGUCUGAUACGUCUCAUGACCCACCUGGACACCGACGUCAAACACUGUGCCGCUGACCUCAUUUUUGUCCUCUGCAAGGAGAACGUGCGGCGUUUCGUCAAGUACACUGGCUACGGUAAUGCGGCCGGCCUGCUGGCCACAAGGGGGCUUCUGGGUGGACAGAGACCCAGGAGUUCCAACACAGACACUCAGUACUCCAGCGACUCGGACUCGGACACAGAGGAGUACCUCCAGAUGAAAGACCGCAUCAAUCCAGUGACAGGCCGAGUGGAGGCGGAACAGCCGGAUCCGAUGGAGGGAAUGACUGAAGAGGAGAAGGAGGAGGAGGCCAAGAGGCUGAUCAUGCUCUUCAACAAGCUGUCCAGGGACAACAUCAUUCAGCCCAUGGGAGUCGACAGCGAAGGGAAGCUCGUGCCAAUGUCUGGCCUGAAGGACGCGGCUCUCACUGAGGAUGCAAACGCUGAACCAGAUGAUGGAGGGUCAAAGGAGUGACUGACUUAACUACCUUCUUGGUCUUGAAUAAUUCCCUUUCAUUUAAACUAUAUUGAUAUUAGUGAUGAAUUGAGAUCCACGGCUGUCGUUGAACAUGUAAAAUAAAUAUAGAAUUACACCUA